This is a messenger RNA of Callithrix jacchus (white-tufted-ear marmoset), 2289 nucleotides long. Lineage: Eukaryota; Metazoa; Chordata; Mammalia; Primates; Cebidae. The record is from RefSeq and is a predicted model, not a curated record.
GCGUGUCUCAGCAGAGUGCUGUAGCGUCUCAUCAGGUGGUUCUGAAGUAAGCUAUGAUGCUUUAGAUCAUCAGCAAAGGGGAAAAUACUGGACUUUUAAAAUUAUAUGAAAUAGUUCAUCCUGUAUCUCAUUAUAUGAAACUUUUACCUUGUUUCGUCUUGUCCUUCACAUUCCAUGUUAGACAAGCAGGAAGACAGUUCAGAGGAUGAUGAAGCUGAAGAAGGAGAGGUUGAAGACGAGAACACAAGUGACGUAGAGUUGGACACGUUGUCUCAGGUAGAAGAGGAGUCUUUGUUAAGAAAUGAUCUUCGUCCAGCUAACAAACUUGCUAAAGGAAAUAGGUUAUUCAUGAGAUUUGCUACAAAAGAUGACAAAAAGGAACUUGGAGCAGCCAGAAGAAGUCAAUAUUACAUGAAAUAUGGGAAUCCAAAUUACGGAGGCAUGAAAGGAAUUCUUAGCAAUUCAUGGAAGCGAAGAUAUCAUUCCCGUCGUAUUCAGCGGGACGUGAUCAAGAAGAGAGCCCUGAUUGGGGAUGACUUUGGCUUGACGUCGUAUAAACAUUGGCAUUCUGGACUAGUGAAUGUACCUGAGGAACCCAUUGAAGAGGAGGAGGAGGAGGAGGAGGAGGAGGAAGAAGACCAGGACAUGGAUGCAGAUGACAGAGUGGUGGUAGAGUACCACGAGGAGCUCCCAGCUCUCAAGCAGUCCAAUGAGCGGAGCACGUCCAGACGGUCCAGUGCCAGCAGCUCAGACUCAGAUGAAAUGGACUAUGAUCUGGACCUGAAAAUGAUUUCCACUCCUUCCCCAAAGAAGAGCAUGAAAAUGACUAUGUAUGCUGAUGAAGUGGAAUCUCAGUUGAAAAACAUUAGGAACUCCAUGAGGGCAGAUAGUGUAUCUUCAAGCAAUAUCAAAAACUGAAUUGGUAACAAACCGCCACCUGAGAAAUUUGCAGAUGUCCGACAUCUGUUAGAUGAAAAACGCCAGCACUCGCGUCCACGGCCACCAGUCAGCAAUACUAAAUCAGAUAUACGCCAGCGGUUAGGAAAAAGACCAUAUUCUCCAGAAAAGGCUUUUAGUAGUAACCCAGUGGUUCGGAGAGAGCCCUCUUCUGAUGUUCAUAGUAGACUAGGUGUUCCUAGGCAAGAUAUUAAAGGCCUCUACGCCGAUACUCGGGAGAAGAAAUCAGGUAAUUUAUGGACUCGCUUAGGAUCUGCACCCAAGACCAAAGAAAAGAGUACGAAGAAAGGAGAUCACAGGGCACCUGGCACUGAGGAAGAUAACUCCGAGCUGCAAAGGGCGUGGGGGGCUCUGAUUAAGGAGAAAGAGCAGUCUCGCCAAAAGAAGAGCCGCUGUUACCAGCACCCUUUCCCCAAGAAAAGUCAAUUCCCAGGUGCUUAUUGGACAUCCUUCGAGGGGGAAGAUGAGGGAAGCGGCCAGCUCACCCUUCCGGGGCCCUAGUCUGGGGGCGAAUCUCAUGGACCUGACCUCAGAGGUACACCAGUGCCACCAGGUAGAUAAUAGAUGCAGCAUUGAUUGUGCUUCUGUUCUACCCUCGGGAUUGCUCAUGUUGCAAGCCUCUUACUUGCUGUCAGCCUGAUGUGAAGAUCAAGUUCAGUGCUGUGGGAUUUUUAGGAACAAAAACCUGUGACUUCUGGAUUUGGGGUUGAUUUUUGUGCUAGGGGUGGGAUUAUGGGUUAAUAUUGAACAAUUUCUAAGUCUGUAUUAUGUUUAAAACACAAAUGAUUUAAAAGUUUAAAUUUUUAAUUUUUAUAUGUGGAAAUUCUUCCUGUUGGCUAAAGGGGAAGCUCAAGUGGUAUCUUCUUUUGUGCUGUUAAAUAUAUAUUCUAUUCUUUGCAAGAAGGCAGAGAUGAGUCUUAUUAUUUUUAAAUGCCCCUAAUUGUAUAGUCUGUCUGUUGUACGUAGAGUUCAGCUUGCUUUUUGGCUAUAGCAGGGAAAAAAAUCCAUCCAUCCGAGAUGGGGUCCCAUCGUUUAUUAUCACUCUAGAAGUUAUACGUUGAUAUUUAUUCUUUCUCGCCCCCAGUUGUGGCACCCGAAGACGUCUUCAAAACUGGCAGAUAAUAGUUAUAAAAAUUUUAGUUCGUGUAUUUUUAAACUCCUUUCAGAUUAUUUUUCCAUGAGGAGGAGGUAGAUUAUUUCGUCUUCCUGUCUGCUUUUUGUUUGGUAGUGUUUAAUUUUGGAUUUCUCUGCAGUUUUAGGAAACAGUGUUUGGCCUCGGUUUGCUGGACCAUGGGAAGUAGAGAUGGUGAUAAGCCCUGGUCGUUUUUGCGA